This is a messenger RNA of Scophthalmus maximus (turbot), 5924 nucleotides long. RefSeq names its product cyclin D2, a (gene ccnd2a). Gene Ontology annotation, molecular function: cyclin-dependent protein serine/threonine kinase regulator activity. The coding region runs from base 356 to 1324 and encodes 322 amino acids. The record is from RefSeq and is a predicted model, not a curated record. NCBI's taxonomy places the organism in Eukaryota, Metazoa, Chordata, Actinopteri, Pleuronectiformes, Scophthalmidae. Gene Ontology annotation, biological process: positive regulation of G1/S transition of mitotic cell cycle; regulation of cyclin-dependent protein serine/threonine kinase activity; mitotic cell cycle phase transition. Gene Ontology annotation, cellular component: nucleus; cytoplasm; cyclin-dependent protein kinase holoenzyme complex. The transcript has 8 exons.
ACCAAUCAGAGGCCACAGUGGAACUUUGUAAACAAGUCUCCAGCACGCUGAGUUAAAGCUCCUCUUCUGGUUUGUACUCACGAAAAGGACGCGACGGCGCCGAGUCCAACGGUCCUCAACAGACAAUCCAGAUGUGAAAUCAAACGCCCGCGUUUAUGAAGACGAUGGGAAAUGAUAUAAUGGAAAGCAGAGAGAGGCGGAAACAAAAAUCCUGCCACCCCUAUUGUGGCCCCGACACGAGACCCCAUAUUUGGGUCCGGCUGCCUCUCGGCACACCUGAGUGACACGAUAAACGUGGCUGGAGUGACCCGACGGACGUCUGAGCCGCAUCGUGAGCAGCCCAAGCUUUAAAAGAAUGGGGUCCUGUCGGGGGGUUCAUGCUCAGCAGUUGGCCUCAGAAGGUGAUCUCAGUGAAAGCACCCGCGCGACCAUGGAGCUGCUGUGCCUCGAAAUGGACACCAUCAUACGAGCUCGUCCCGAUCCCAACCUCCUGUGCGACGACCGAGUGCUGCAGAGCCUGCUCACCAUCGAGGAGAGGUUCCUGCCGCAGUACUCGUAUUUCAAAGGCGUCCAGAAGGACAUCCAGCCCUUCAUGCGGAGGAUGGUCGCCACUUGGAUGUUGGAGGUUUGUGAGGAGCAGAAGUGCGAGGAAGAAGUUUUCCCCCUGGCCAUGAACUACUUGGACAGAUUCUUAGCCGUGGUGCCCACCAAGAAGUGCCACCUGCAGCUGCUGGGGGCCGUGUGCAUGUUCCUGGCGUCCAAGUUGAAAGAGACCCGUCCACUCACCGCAGAGAAGCUCUGCAUCUACACAGACAACUCCAUCAGGCCGCAAGAGCUGCUGGAAUGGGAACUGGUGGUGUUGGGAAAGUUGAAGUGGAACUUGGCAGCUGUGACGCCGAACGACUUCAUUGAGCACAUUGUGAGGAGGCUGCCGCUGCCCGAGGAUAAGCUGGCACUUAUACGCAAACACGUCCAGACCUUCAUCGCCCUCUGUGCCACAGAUUUCAGAUUCGCCAUGUACCCUCCCUCCAUGAUCGCCACAGGAAGUGUGGGGGCGGCGAUCUGCGGCCUGCAGCUGGAUUCCGCCGACCAGUCGCAGUGGGGCGACAGUCUGACAGACCUGCUGGCCAAGAUCACAAACACAGAAGUGGACGUUCUCAAAGAGUGUCAGGAGCAGAUUGAGCGCGUGUUGGUGAGCAGCCUGCGCGAGGGGCGGCAGCAGCAGCAGCAGCAGCAGCAGACGCAGAGAGGCCCGAGUGGGAAAGGUCUGGACGAGCUGGACCAGUCGUCCACCCCGACAGACGUCCGUGACGUCAACUUGUGAACCACCAGGGGGCACCGUCGCGUGGGGAUUUACAAAAGAAGAAGAAGAAGAAGAAAAGAAAAAAAAAGCAUCAUGGAAAAAAAAAAAAGAAACCCUCCAUUUUCUUAAAAGCAGAAAGAGAUAAAAAAAAAAAAAGAACAAAAAAUGAUAAAAACACAAGCCCUUUAAAAGAAAGAGAACAGUGCUUGCUAGUUUUUCGUUUGGUUUUUUUUUUUGUAGAUUUUUUUUUCUGUCCUUCAAGUCAAAAAACACCUGCCCACGAAAAUAGGUUGUCUGUGAUGUUUUUAAAAAAAGCGACACAUUUUGAUUCACGAUGAAGCUCUGUGGUGCCUUGGAUAUACAGAAGGGAAAGCCAAUCAUAUUUUGCAUUCUGCAUUUUGAUUGUACAGUAUGAUCCUUAAAUUAUACGUCAACCAUCGCUUGAUAAAUGAGGCUGUUACGGCAGAAGUUGUGGAAAAACAAUUUACGAAAAAAAAUUGCGUACGUGAGAAGAUCACAAGCAGGGCUUAAUAAGUUUUUUGUUUUCUCUCUCUCUCUCUCUCGGUUUUGUUCUCGUACGAGUAUUAUCACUUAUUACUUUUGUGGCCGGGUGUCGGAGAGAGAGAGAAGGACGCGCCGUUUCGAGCUCCUCGACCAAUCGGAAGAGAGGUCCGCCGCGCGUUGCGUUCGAGGACCAGACAAGGCAGAGGAGAGCUGUGAGGACGUUACGCUCAAAGUCGGUGGGGUCCUAAUUCCAGGGGGGAGAGAGACGGGAUUGUAGUAAUUAUUAGUAGUAUUGGUAAUAUUAUUAUUAUUAAUAUUAUUAUUGGACAUAUUUUGGAACUGAGUAGUAGAGAUCAAUAAGCUCCUUUUUUUCAGGCUGCUUGUGUGCGUGUCAGUUUGUAGGUGCAGUGUGCGAACGUGCGUGUGUGUGAUUGUACGUCAGUAUGCAUGCAUGGCUGUGUGUGUGUGUGUGUGUGUGUGUGUGUGUGUGUGUGUGUGAAUGCUACAUGUGAUCCUGUAUCUAUAUUAGCAGUGUGCAUUCUGCGGCGUGAGGCACUUGCGCUAAAACGUCAAGUAGACUCAACAGUUCUAUGUUCAAAGUCUACGCACACUCUGUCCGUCAGUAUAUAACAGGGCAUCUAUAUGCUAUUUCACUGCCGUCGUGCAUUAACAGUGUCUCAUGGUUCGUUGUUGGCCGACAAUAAUCUCCAUGUGCAUGGACUUAUAAGUGAGACAGGGAAAGAUGGAUACACGGGCGAAGGGGGGGACUUCUCACUCUGAGCCCCUUGACUUCCUCAUCGGGACUCGGAGGUCACGCGAGGUUUUAUUACUGCCGUUCUUGUUCGUGACGUAUUACAGAUCCUUCGUCCUUAUUUUUUUUUUCAGCAUUUGUUACGACACGGUGUUUCCUUCGUUUCCGAAAAGGCCGCUUUGAGUCCGGGGGGGGGGGCGUGGUAGCGGAAGACCUCUCGCAUGUGCAAGCGUGUCAUGGCACCGGAGAGGACAGUGGCUUGAAGAGAGAAAUGGAACAGGGUGCGGCACGGAAGCGAAUUAGAAAAGACAACAGGGACAUUUUGAAAGUCACUGUGGAGCUGUGGAGGCUCAGGACAGGGAGGAACUUUUUUUUAGCGGUGCAGGAAGCAUGCUGCUGUGUCGAGGAGACGUGGAUGAUGUACCAGCCGAGUGGCUGGAAGACGACGACCAUGAUGAUGAUGAUGAUGAUGAUGAUGAUGAUGAUGAACAAAAAGACGCCCCCAAAACGUUGAUAUCUGCUUAAUCGACGUUUCAGAUUCUCGUGAAACGAUGUCGUCCACGACGACGCGGCCGAGCGAAGCGAAAUUAUUAUAUUUUUUUUGCUCUAGGUUUCCAUUUACACCGAAAAUGAAAUGAGGAACGAAGACUGUACACUGCCAGAUCAUGCGAAGGGGGUGAAUGCGAGGGACAUACAGGACGGUUGUAUGUGACCGUCGACGCGUCUCGAGUCCCACACAGGGUUGUUGUCAGCUCCCCCAUAUGAUUUCAAUGGCAAAGCACUUUGAGAACAUGCUCCCCAGGAGAUAAAGUAAAAAAUGAAAUGUGUCGGGUGGUGAUUGGAGGUGAAUGAGAGGUGAAAUUAUUAUUAUUUUAUUUUUUUUUCUUCUAUUCCUUGUUAGCUUUGGUUUACUUUGUAGGGCUGGUUUCCCAAUCAUCAGACAUGCCCCUUGUCAAGCAGCAAGUGUCCAAUUUAAAAAUGGCUUUUUCCACAAGUUACGACGAGAGGACAUUCCGAUCAUGAAACAUUCCUACCCAUGAAGCCGAGUGCGAGUUGACGGGGGAAGUCUGACCGUUGCGGAGAAUUUGAACAAAUAAAAAAAUAAAAAAAUGCCAACAUGAAUUUCAAACAUGCCACCACACACACACACACACACACACACACACACACACACACACACACACACACACACACACGCACACGUGUGCGCAGAGUUCAGAGGUCCGUGGGUUCUGUUUGAUUUUUUUUCUUUUCUUUCUACUUUCUGUCAAGAAAUGAAAUAUUUGUUUUUUACUUGAAUUUUUUCUCUUUUUUUUUUUUUAUAAUUUAUCUGUAACACAGCCACAGAUAGUCACACGGGCGGCGAUGAGCUUACAGGAAGGGGGGGGGGGGCGUGGUUGUAACAUCUGAUAUUUGCACAUGUUCUUCAAGAGGGCAAUGAGGUUUGCAUUUUUUCUUUUUUCCUUUUAAGACGGAGCGGAGCCGUUGCUCUUGAACCACCUUAACUGAUGCGUGUCGCAGUGGUUGGUCAGUUAUAGUCUGUUUGUUUUUUUUGUUUGAUUUUUGAUUCUUUUUUUUUUAAAUGGUGCUGGCCUUUGUAGUUCAGGCUGAUCGUCCGUCAGUGAACACAUCUGCCCCCUUGUGAGCUUUGCUGCUUCAAAUCAUUAGCGAGGGGGUUCGUCAGCCGGACAGACAUCAGCUCAAAACAAGAGACAGAUUUGAUUCAGUUUUUUCCAAUUUCCUUUUUUGGUGUUUUGGUUGCCACAGUAAGGUGUCUUUGACUUAAUGCUUGAGUUUUGUUUUGUUUGUUUUCUCAUGAACGGUGACUUUGCUGAGUAUGUGUUUGUCAGACUGAAGAAAAAAUGUGGGGAUCUAUUGUUUUCUUCCGCGAUGUUUUUAUCAGUAAAACUGGGCAAUUUGAUGACACGUUUGCCAAAACAUCCCUCGUAUGAAUAUUUGAUACGACCCCCCCUUCAUUUUUUCUGCCUGAUGUUUGUCUGAUGUAAGCUCUCUCCCAAACUUAAAUGGUUGUGAUUUUUUUCUUUUUCUUUCCUGCAAUCGAUUUGUUGCAUGUGUUAUAUAUAUUGAGACCACCUUUACAAUUUGUGUUUGAUAUAUUUUAUGGGGUGACCAGACCCGCAAAAGGGUUUUUCUAAGAAUUUUUAGAGAUACUGUAUUCCAAAGUGAAGAGAGGACCGAGGAGGAGGAGGAGGAGGAGGUGUGAAGACAUCAAGAAAAAAGUGUCAAUAUUUUUAUUGAGUUAUUGUUGUCUUUUUGCGCUGCUAAAAGCUAUGAAUUUGUUUCAUUUAUACAAAAAAAAAUAACAUUACCUAGUUGUGAUGUGUCACUUGAGUGUGCUGCUAUUUUAUAAACAUUUGUAUUAUAAUAUAAUUAUUUUACUGCUUAAGAGAUACAUUCAGAAAAAAACGAAGUAGAUGGUGAUAGAAGAACAUGAAAUGAGUACUCGACUGGAAAUGUUCUUUGUACAGUUUGACAGUUUGCUUAGAUAGCAUGUCUCCCUUCCCCCCUCCCCCCACCCUUUUUUUUUUUUAAAUCUAUUUUUGCUCUCCUUCUUCAGUCACAUUCUACAUCAGUGGUAUUUUCCUAUACCUCAGGAUUACUGGACAAAAAAUAACAUUCACAAAUCCAUCACCUUUACCUCUGCAGUUAGGGAGCCUGGAACGGAGGAGGAAGAAAAUACAGUUGGGGGGUGGGGGGGGACAAAGCAACUACAAAUUAUCAUUUUUGUGGAUGAAUCCCACUGUUUUAGUGGGGAAACAACUUGUUCAGGACGAUGGGAAACAGGAAGCAGUGCAAGGCUUCCGCUUGGACUAAACCUAUAUUGGAGGGGGGCACAACAACAACAUGGCAACAUUUUUCUUGUUUGUUUUUUUUAAUACCGUAGACAGUUCAAGCAUGUUCCCCUCUGCUCAUGCCGGUGCUACAUCUGCGUUGUUGUGUGCGAGAGAGAGAGAGAGAGAGAGAGAGGGGGGAACAGCAUUCCUAUAUAUGACGGCCAAAGUACAGUUGUUGCUUUAUACGACCACAAUCGCUCUGAAUGUCAGUAAGCAUGGAUUCCUUCCGCUGAAACAAACAAACAAAAAAAGAUGAUGUGUUUUUGGUCUGAAUUAAUGUGUGUGUGUGCGCCAUUGUAACUGCCACAAAAAAAAAAGAAUGGGUUGAGCUACGCCUGUCAUGUCCGACCCAUAAAUAUUCUGAUAUCUGGAAGUUUCAAUGGUGCAGAUUUCCCUUUGAGUUGCCUUCCCCCUCCACUAUAACUCAUAUCAUGUACCUCAAAUGUCUGUUGCACAACCUCUGGUCAAUAAACGUCUGCUUUAAAGGGUGUGACACCACAUCAGCUCACUA